Molecule: messenger RNA, 378 nt
Organism: Vairimorpha ceranae
Lineage: Eukaryota; Fungi; Microsporidia; Nosematidae
Exons: 1
Coding region: 1-378 (125 amino acids)
Source: RefSeq, a predicted model, not a curated record
AUGUUUGCAAUUGUUUUUUUUUUAAAUGUUUUAGCUUAUACACAUGAGUCUGUAACAUUAUCUUUCCCUUUAGAUGUCGAAACAAACAAUGAUGGUAUUAGAAAUUCAACGGGUCAUUUUACCCAAGUUGAGAAUGACUUAAUUACGGGCAUUAGAAUACAAACCCCACCAUCUCAACACGAUGAUUUGUCGACAAUUAAAAGAUUUAAAAAUUUUAUAAAGAAACAUUCGAUAACGUUACAAAUAAUUUCUUUUAUAAUAUUAAUUUCCCUUGCACUUUACGUACUCACUGUAUUUGACGCUGCAUGGUAUAAAUAUAUUCAAGUAUUAAUUAUAAUAUCCCUCGUUUUUUGGUAUUUGAUGGCCUCAGUUUUUUAA